Molecule: messenger RNA, 1359 nt
Organism: Zasmidium cellare ATCC 36951
Lineage: Eukaryota; Fungi; Ascomycota; Dothideomycetes; Mycosphaerellales; Mycosphaerellaceae
Exons: 4
Coding region: 1-1359 (452 amino acids)
Source: RefSeq, a predicted model, not a curated record
AUGCUUGACAUCUUCAGAGAAGCACCUCUACUGGCCUCUCCAGAUGGCCUACGAGGAGGCCAUUUCAUAGCACUCGAUGCGCGAAAAUAUAAACAGCCCUCAGCUAUACAAACAUAUGAUCUCGCCACGACUUUUCUUUCAAACGGCGAGGUGGAAGAUUGGGCAAUUCAAAAAGGUCGCUUUGCCCCACCUUCGCCGCCCCUUAAUGCCGACGAAGAGUUGGAGGGAGGCUUGCGAAUGCUCUUUGCGCAACCACAAUCGAGCUUCAGGUCCACCAUACCCGAAGUCCUCACGAAAAGCACAGUGUUGGAUGCUCUCAAUCUCCCAGCCAGUACUAUUGCCUCGCUUCAGCUUGCUGGAGGAACAUUCUCCGUGCAUACGAUCCCAGAAGGGAGCCAAGUUGACGAAUGCGAGAGGUUGAGCAUCGUCUUCCGCUCUCCGCAGAAAUGGGAGUGUACUGUCGGCGGAUUGGCCAUGUCUCACGAUUUCAAGACGGGCGUCACCACAGCUCUCAACAUCGGCUAUGCCUUUGACCUGAAUCAAUGCGUCGAUUCUUCUUCCUCACUCCCUGAUGCUUUAACCAAAUUCAUCUCGAGAGUCGAGAAGUGCCAGUCACUAUGGCCUCAUCCGCUCUUCUUGCCCAACCUCUUCCGUGUCCAACACGUCCUGCGCGUGAGCAACUUUAUUAUGCAGGACCUCGACCGGCAAGUCAUACGUCUGGAGUACUGCGUGGGGGUCACAAAAGCCGGCCGUUCCAACAAGCCUCAUCUCGACUUCCCCGAGGACGAAGACCUCGCUGAGCGGCAGAAACUGUACAUCGGCGAUCAGCUGCAGCGAGACAACGCGAGGAGAUUGAUGGAGGAUAUCAACGACCUCACCACGAAGUUGGAGUUCACAAAGAUGUCGGCGUCGUGGGAUCAGCACUUCGCGGUCUUCGUACUAGAACUACUGGCGGAUUCGAGAAGGCUGGCGGACUACCGGGGAAUCUCUGCCGCGGCUUUUCGUGAGACGCUUGAGUAUGUCCGCAAUUACAGCCAGAGUCUUUGUGAUGUCGUGCAGAGUCACCAUGCGAGGAUGCAGCUGCAGCUGAAUAUCACGCUCCUCGGCAUGGACAUGUUCAGCUGGCGGUUCGGCCAGGACAAUAGAGUGGCCAAGGACUUCUGGGUCUAUUGGGCUGUGGCUAUUCCGUUGACGAUUGUCACAUUGAGCGGCUGGGCGCUGUGGUGGAGGAUCGAGAAGCGAAGGUUCGAGCUGGAUGUGCAGAAAGCUGCGCAGCAACAGCGAAAGUCGAGCAAAUGGCAGCGGGAUGGGAUGGUCGAUGGCUUGAAGUCUCAUGUGGUUGGGAUUGGUGGGAAGUAA